Messenger RNA from Fusarium oxysporum Fo47, 395 nucleotides. RefSeq lists its product as uncharacterized. The transcript is spliced from 4 exons. Gene Ontology annotation, cellular component: mitochondrial intermembrane space. NCBI's taxonomy places the organism in Eukaryota, Fungi, Ascomycota, Sordariomycetes, Hypocreales, Nectriaceae. Gene Ontology annotation, biological process: mitochondrial respiratory chain complex IV assembly. Bases 67 to 297 code for a protein of 76 amino acids. The record is from RefSeq and is a predicted model, not a curated record.
ACCUCUUUCAACGAUAACACACAAGACUCAAUCACCACAAUUUUCGACAAGAGAUCAAUCGAAAUUAUGACAAAAGAAGAUAGUAACGCUCAGCAGAGCACACAAGAAGACGACGAUGAGCCUGAUGAAUGGGACAAGCGGAUCUUUAGCACUGGAUGCGCGGAUGAGAACGCAAAAAUGACGGAUUGCUACUUUGAAAAGAAGGAUUGGCGCGCAUGUGCUGCAGAAAUGGAGCAAUUCAAACAGUGCUGGAAGGCUCAUAACAACGACCAACGCACAGAGACCAAGGACAAUUGAAGUCGCAUUCGGGGACAUGUAACCGCAUAAUACUGUACUAUUACUGUAUAAAAUGUAAUAUACCAAGACCAGGCUCUCCUUUCCAGUCGAUUAGGAAA